UUCCCCUCUCCGUGUCCCUUUCCCCUGCCUGCCUCUGCUUUCCAUAGCCUCUCGCCACAGGACACCCGACCCGACUCGAUCUUCUCCAUCCCUCCCCUCUUAUCUCCAACGACGCAUCUCCACACGACGAGCCGCCGAUUCUCGGCUCCCCCAGGAUGUCCUCGCCGAGCAAGCGCCGGGAGAUGGACCUGAUGAAGCUGAUGAUGAGCGACUACAAGGUCGAGAUGGUCAAUGACGGGAUGCAGGAGUUCUUCGUCGAGUUCCGUGGGCCGAACGAAAGUCUCUACCAAGGAGGCGUAUGGAAGGUUAGAGUAGAAUUGCCUGACGCGUAUCCGUACAGGUCUCCUUCAAUUGGUUUUGUCAAUAAGAUAUAUCACCCCAAUGUUGAUGAACUGUCUGGUUCCGUCUGUUUGGAUGUCAUUAACCAGACGUGGAGCCCAAUGUUUGAUCUUGUCAAUGUAUUUGAAGUCUUCCUACCGCAACUCUUAUUAUACCCAAAUCCUUCCGAUCCAUUAAACGGAGAAGCUGCUGCACUGUUGAUGCGUGACCGCCCUGCUUAUGAACUAAAAGUCAAAGAAUUCUGCGAAAAAUAUGCUAAACCAGAGGAUGCUGGUAUAGCUCCAGAAGAUAAUUCGAGCGACGAAGAGCUGAGUGAAGAAGAUGACGAUGACUCCGGUGAUGAUGAGCCCAUAAUGGGCCAUCCAGACCCCUAGUCAAUUUGUGGCCUACUUCUGGAGCUUAAUUCCUGUAAAAUGUUUAUUGCAGCAACUGCAAUUAAACAGUCUGUAGUUCGUCCUCCAAAGUCUGAAUGCUAUGUAAAUAAGUGCACAGUCAGUGUUUCUGUAAUGUUUACGCCCAGCCUCAGUUUACACAUUUAAUUUGCAGCAGUACUUACAAUUUCCCGGUUUGAAAUGCAUGGUUACUCUGGAUUUGUUUCA
Molecule: messenger RNA, 938 nt
Organism: Lolium rigidum
Lineage: Eukaryota; Viridiplantae; Streptophyta; Magnoliopsida; Poales; Poaceae
Product: ubiquitin-conjugating enzyme E2 4-like
Exons: 6
Coding region: 156-713 (185 amino acids)
Biological process (GO): ubiquitin-dependent protein catabolic process; protein polyubiquitination
Cellular component (GO): nucleus
Molecular function (GO): ubiquitin conjugating enzyme activity
Source: RefSeq, a predicted model, not a curated record